Thalassophryne amazonica is the source of this 851-nucleotide messenger RNA. RefSeq names its product GATA binding protein 1b (gene gata1b). Gene Ontology annotation, molecular function: DNA-binding transcription factor activity, RNA polymerase II-specific; RNA polymerase II cis-regulatory region sequence-specific DNA binding; zinc ion binding. The record is from RefSeq and is a predicted model, not a curated record. NCBI's taxonomy places the organism in Eukaryota, Metazoa, Chordata, Actinopteri, Batrachoidiformes, Batrachoididae. The coding region runs from base 146 to 820 and encodes 224 amino acids. Gene Ontology annotation, biological process: cell fate commitment; positive regulation of transcription by RNA polymerase II; negative regulation of transcription by RNA polymerase II. The transcript has 5 exons.
CUCUCUUUUCUUUCUCUCCCCCCCCCUCUCUCUUUCUGUCUCUCCUCCCCCUCCCCUCUCUGUCUCUGCAGACAGGUUCGGUCUCGUAGUUCCAGUCCGAGCAGCUCAUCUGUCUUUGUUAGCCCCGCCCCUCUGUUUGUCAAACAUGUCCCAUGAAGAAGAGCUGACCGCUGCUGGCCUUCAGAUCAUCGAUCCACACUGCUGGUUCUGUGCUCCCAGCUGUCAAUCACUGGACAGUCCUUCCAUCCCGACUCCUCCUUCCUCCUCUUUUUUUGGGGAUUCUCAAUUAGCUCCACCCCCAAACCCUCUCCAGUGCUCCUCAUCCUCCUCCUUCUCUGUUGCCUUCAGUCAAACGACUGGAACACCAAAAACUUAUUAUGGCGACGUUUAUGGCUCCUCCUCCAGUCUACCAUGGGAGCAGGACAACAUUCCAGAGGAGCGCGAGUGUGUGAGCUGCGGGACAAACAGCGCCCCUCUGUGGCAGAGGGAUGCCACUGGUGGUCAGCUAUGUAGCAGCUGCAGCUUCAAGCAGAAAAAUGGCAAACACGACAAACCACUGCUGAGACAGAAGAGAAAAACAACUUUGAUGCACAGAAAAGGAACACAGUGCGCUAACUGUUCGACGACAGCAACCACGCUGUGGAGAAGAAAUGUCGCCGGAGAGUCCGUCUGCAACGCCUGUGGACUCUACUAUAAACUACACCAGGUCAACAGGCCGCUAAUGAUGAAAACUGACGUCAUUAAAACCAGAAACUGCAAACAAAUAAGAGCAAGAAAACCAACCAAUCAGAAACCAAGCUCACAUGAUUGGAUCCACUGAGAACCAAUCAGUUUCAGUGAACCUGAUCUGA